ACCAGUUGUUGGUAGUUUAGCCGCGACUCGAUGAGACUUUCCCUUAACUUUAAACGUCGUUAAUCAACAAGUAGCGCGUGUGUUGUUGUUUAUUGUUGUUGUUGUUCAGAAUGGGGAAAGCUGAUUUUCUCUCCCCGAAGGCGAUAGCCAACCGGAUAAAGUCCAAAGGUCUCCAGAAGCUGAGAUGGUAUUGUCAGAUGUGUCAGAAACAAUGCCGAGACGAGAAUGGCUUCAAAUGCCACUGCAUGGCGGAGUCCCACCAGAGGCAGCUGCUGCUGGCCUCGGAGGACCCGAACAAGUUCAUGGACUACUUCUCCGAUGAGUUUAAAAGAGACUUCAUCGAGCUGCUCAGCAGACGGUUCGGAACCAAGCGAGUGCACAACAACAUCAUCUACAACGAGUACAUCAACCACAGAGAGCACGUGCACAUGAACUCCACCAAGUGGGAGACGCUCACCGACUUCACCAAGUGGCUGGGCCGAGAAGGUUUGUGCGUCGUGGACGAGACGCCGAAGGGCUGGUACGUCCAGUACGUCGACCGCGACCCCGAGACCAUCCGGCGCCAGGAGGAGCAGGCGAGGAAGAAGAAGCAGGACCUGGACGACGAAGAGCGGAGCGCCAAGUUCAUCGAGGAGCAGGUCCGCCGGGGCCGCGGCGGCAAGGAGGACGAGGAAUCCCCAGUUUUCACCGAGCUGAAGCGAGAGAGCGAAGAAGAUAAAGUCGCGUUCAACAUGGGCGCCUCGGCAUCCAUCGCCGGUCCUUCCAAACCCAGCUCGGCCCUGGGAGCCAGCGCCCUGAAGGCGGCAGCGUCCUCCACCAAGAGGAAAGACACCGGCGCCAACGGCCGGGUCGAGAAGAAGAAGAAGACGUCGGCUCUGGAGGAGAUCAUGGAGAUGGAGGAGAAGAAGAGGAAGAAGCAGUCGGUCAGGACGGACUACUGGCUGCAGCCCAACAUCGUGGUGAAGGUCGUCACCAAGAGGCUCGGGGAGAAGUACCACAAGAAGAAGGCCGUCAUCACGGAGGUGCGAGACAAAUAUGGCGCCGUGGUGAAGAUGGUGGACUCCGGAGACAAACUGAAGCUGGACCAGAACCACGUGGAGACGGUCAUCCCGGCACCAGGUAAACGGGUCCUGAUCCUCAAUGGAUUGCACCGCGACACGGAGGCUCUGCUGGAGGGAAUCGACGAGAAGAGCUUCAGCGCCACGCUGGUGCUCGACUCGGGUCCUCAGACGGGGAAGAGGGUCGACGUCGCCUACGAGGAUUUCUCCAAACUGGCCUGAAUGAAGCGGCGUCCUGUCCGCACCUCUACUGUGUCAGAGUUAUUCCCCCUGUACAUACCCCCCCCCCCCCCCCCCGGCAGUGAGAGUCUUGAACGUCGAUUCAGUUUUAUUUUUUAUUAUCAGUAAUCAAGAUCUUCACAUUUUAAAUGUUCUUUGAAUAAACACAACAAAAACA
This is a messenger RNA of Pseudoliparis swirei, 1455 nucleotides long. RefSeq names its product Kin17 DNA and RNA binding protein (gene kin). Lineage: Eukaryota; Metazoa; Chordata; Actinopteri; Perciformes; Liparidae. The record is from RefSeq and is a predicted model, not a curated record. The coding region runs from base 111 to 1280 and encodes 389 amino acids. The transcript is spliced from 12 exons. Gene Ontology annotation, molecular function: double-stranded DNA binding. Gene Ontology annotation, biological process: DNA replication; DNA damage response. Gene Ontology annotation, cellular component: nucleus.